Molecule: messenger RNA, 2834 nt
Organism: Quercus robur (English oak)
Lineage: Eukaryota; Viridiplantae; Streptophyta; Magnoliopsida; Fagales; Fagaceae
Product: protein FAR1-RELATED SEQUENCE 5-like
Exons: 4
Coding region: 230-2500 (756 amino acids)
Biological process (GO): regulation of DNA-templated transcription
Molecular function (GO): zinc ion binding
Source: RefSeq, a predicted model, not a curated record
UUUUCUGGGUCUCCACAAAAUAAAUGCCCACCAAUUAACCGUCCAAAAAAAAAUUUAUCAAUCCCGCUCAAUUGCAAUUUCCACACUCUCUCUCUCUCUCUCUCUCUCUCACUUCCUCCUUUUCACUCUUCUCACGUUUCUCUCGCUCUCCCAAUCCACAAUCCCAGCUUUCCUCUCUGCGAUCGAACCCAGAUCUACGCCAAAAACUCAACUGGGUUAGACUAAUGUGAUGGAUCUUUCAAGAACUGCGCCAGAUGUAAUUGAGGAAGGUGAUAAUGGAGAAGAUUGUCGGAUUGUAAAUUCACGUGAAUUUGAUGGGGAAAUCAAACUUGGAAUGCAAGUGAGUUCUGAAGAAGAAGCUUAUGACCUUUACAAUGCACAUGCUUUUAAGAAGGGGUUUAGUAUUCGAAAAGCGACUAGGCGAGUGGUUAAUGGUGUCAUUAGGCAGCGAGAGUUUGUGUGUUCGAAACAAGGGUUUAAAGAGUUUGAAGACCCUGUUAAUGCGAAGAAGUUCAAUCAUUUAGAUACUAGAACAGGAUGUUGUGCUAGGAUUCGAUUCGAUGUGAAAGAUGAUGUUUGGACUGUUGUUUUGUUUAAUGACACGCACAAUCAUGAAUUUGCAAGUCCUGAACAAAAGCUUAAUUUGAGAUCAGGAAGAAAGGUACUAAAUGCAAAUGGGAGUACAACUAGCACAAAUGCAAAAGCAACGGGAUCAUGCUCAUGCUCACGUUUGUCAAAGGAAGUUGAUGGUGCCAAUAAAAUUGGGUUAAGCAAGCUAGAUAGUCACAAUUACUUGCCUACUGUGAGAAAAGAAAUGAUUGAAGCUGAGGAUGGGCAAAGUGUUUUUAAUCAUUUCAGACAUAAGCAAAGUGAAGAUCCUAUGUUUUUCUAUUCAUUGCAAGUGGACCAAGACAAUAGGAUGGCAAAUUUCUUUUGGAGAGAUGGUAGAUCAAAAUUAGACUAUGGUUAUUUUGGGGAUGUUGUUAUUUUUGACACCUUUCGAAUCAAUAGUUACAACUUAAUUUGUGCACUGUUUGUAGGGGUUAACCAUCAUUGGAAGAAUGUUUUAUUUGGUUGUGCCUUUUUAAUAGAUGAGACAACUGAGUCGUUUAUUUGGUUGUUUAAGACUUUUUUGGCAGCCAUGGGAGGUCAACAACCAAAAUCUAUUUUUACAGAUCAAGACCAAACAAUGGCAAAUGCUAUCAAUUUGGUUUUCCCCAAAUCCCGUCAUCGACUUUGCCCAUGGCAUAUUAGUAAAAAUGCUAAACAACAUCUUGGUGGACUUUAUACUAUUAAUGCUGAUUUCAACUCGAGAUUUGAUAAGUGCUUAAAUGGAUGCAUAAACGAAAUGGAAUUUGAGUCAACUUGGAAUGAUAUGAUUGAGAAGUAUAAUCUACAGAGUCACGAAUGGCUUAAUAGUUUAUACGAGGAUCGAGAAAAGUGGUGCACAGCUUUGAGUGUAGAUUUUUUCUCAGCAAAGCUGAAAUCUUCCCAACGGAAGGAGAGCUCAACUAGUAUUUUUCAUCAAAUAAUGCGAAAGCCUAUGCAGCUUAUUCAAGCUAUUCAGUCUUUUGAGGAAAAAGUAGCACAAAUGCGUCAAGAUGAAUCAAAUGAAGAUUUUCGUUGCAAAAAUGGUGCACCCUCAAAAGUUACUCGUUAUGGAGGUAUUUUGAGUCAUGCUGCUAGUGUUUAUACUCAUGCUUUAUUUAGAGUGUUUGAAGAGGAGUUGAAUUCAUGUUUGGGAUUGAGUUGUGUUGAAACUAAUCAUCAUGGGAAUAAUUCUAUCUAUUCACUAACUGAACUUGGAAAUGGAAGUGUUCAUAUUGUUGAGUUUGACCGAUCCAAGCUGAUUAUUUGUUGUAGUUGCAAGUUGUUUGAGACAUUAGGUUUGUUAUGUUGCCAUGCUUUAAGGGUGUUUGUUGUGAAUAAUGUGAACGUGAUACCUGAUAAAUAUAUAUCAAAUAAAUGGACAAAAGAUGCAAAGAAAGGGUUGUAUUGCUUUGAUGAUUCGUGUCAAGAAAAUGAGAAAUCUACCCGUGCAUCACGCUUGAGCGAGUUAUGUCAUUUGGGAUAUAUUGUUUUUGAAAAGGCUUCAUUGACAAAUAGCAGGACCAAAAUUGUCAAAGAUAAGUUAAGAGAGGCAUUGCACCUGGUUGAAAAGGAUGUGGCAUCCAUGAGUAUGGUGGAAAUUGUUGGUCAAGAAUGUCUCCAAGAAGAUCCCAACAAUAAUGAUGAUAUGGAACCUUGUGUAGUUGGUGAUAAACAAGUCUUUGACACACCGCAUGUGAAAAAGAAGAGAAAAACAGUGAAAGAUGCAAUCACAUUACAAACUCCACAACCUAGUCACAUAGUGCAUGGAGAUGGUCAAUCAUCAUCUUCUUCACUUGAGUUGUCUUUUGAUGAUCACAAUUUUAACCUCACAAGAACACCCCAAGAGAGUACCUCUGUGCCAUACUUGAGUCCAGAAUCUACCACAUCAAAAGAUGGUAUGCAAGGAUGAUACACAAGACUUUGAAGUAGGUAUUUUUUGGAACAUGAUAUAAUGUCACAGUAAAUUUCUUCUGAUAGUUGCCAAUGGUCUUUGGUCCAAUUUGCACAUCACCCCCCCGUGGUGGGACAUGUUUAGAGGUUGAAUCCUGUCAAAAACUUCACCUGGCUAGGAAAGGAAAAAAUGCUUUUGAAUGUUGACUUUCAUGCAUGUUUAAAACAUCCAUUUUGUGUAAAAACCUCCACAUGUACUACCAGAAGGCAUGUUUUGAAACAUUUGCCCCUUAAAUAUUUGUUACUUGAUGUGGAGUUUAUGAAAAAAGUAGUCACCGGAUGUGAAGUUUAAA